Papilio polytes (common Mormon) is the source of this 765-nucleotide messenger RNA. RefSeq lists its product as uncharacterized. The transcript has a single exon. Bases 1 to 765 code for a protein of 254 amino acids. NCBI's taxonomy places the organism in Eukaryota, Metazoa, Arthropoda, Insecta, Lepidoptera, Papilionidae. The record is from RefSeq and is a predicted model, not a curated record.
AUGUCUGGCAAAUGUUUUUCAAACAAGGUGAUCUUCAUCAGCGGCGCUAGCUCAGGUAUCGGAGCUGCCACUGCUAUUGAAUUCGCCAAAGAAGGAGCAAAUGUAGUCAUAAACGGAAGAAAUGAAACCAAACUGAAGAAUGUUUACAAACAAUGUGAAGCAGUCGGUAAGAAACCGUUAAUAAUCAAAGCUGAUAUCUCAAAAGAUGAUGAAGCAAAAGCAGCUAUUAAUGAAACGAUUAAAAUAUUUGGAAAACUAGAUGUUUUAGUUAAUAAUGCUGGAUUCUCUAGACCAGGGAGUAUUCUUGAAGGAAAUCUGAUAGCAAGUUACGAUGAAAUUAUGGCUACGAAUGUAAGAGGUGCAAUGCAUCUGACAGAAUUAGCUGCACCUCAUCUGAUCAAAACCAAAGGGAAUAUAAUCAAUAUCUCUAGUGUGGCGGGUACAGCUGUGCCUUUGUUGCCACAAUUCAUUUCAUAUUGCGUGUCUAAAGCUGCACUUGAUCAUUUCACACGCUGUUCAGCAUUGGAAUUGUCGAAACAUGGGGUACGAGUGAAUAAUGUGAGCCCUGGUCCGGUAACAACUGAUUUUCAAAAAAAUGCUGGCAUCGAAGAUAUUAUGCCAGACCGUACUAUACCUACAGCUCUUAAUAGAGUGUCAGAAUCGAUUGAGAUUGCCGAUGUGAUUUUGUUCUUGGCAAGCGAUAAAGCAAAAGGCAUCACCGGGUCCAAUUACGUAUCUGACAACGGCUUCCUUUUAGUUAACUAA